CAAUUGUUUUGUUGCUGUUGUUUGUUGGGUAAAUUAAGUUUCUGAAAACAGUGACCAUUUUGCUCAGCUUUGGAUAGCCGAAAUUUUGUUUUUGUUUUUUAUUUUCUUUUUUCUUAAAUUAAGUUUCUGCAGGGGUGUGUUGUUUCUUGUUUGGACAGUGACCAUUUUUCUCUGCUUUGGAUAUCCCCAUUUUUUCUUUUAACUGAAUAUUUCUUGGGCUUGAACACUUUGGAUUUUUUUUCCAGUAUUUUCCCAUCUUCUUAUUCCUACUUUAUCUCCUGUUUCUUCUUCUGGUUUGGUAUUUGGUUCUUUCCUUUGCUUAGAUGAUCGCUAUUUGUUUCUUAUUUGAAUUCCUACGGAAUUUAUGUAUGGUUUCUCUUUUUCUGCUUGAGACUUUUGAGGCUUCUGCUUCUUCUUUCCCUUCUCCAUAUCCCUUUUUUACUUGGAGUUCUGUCCCUCAGAAUAUAUAUAUUUAGUUUCAGUUGGUUUCUUUCAGUUUUUUCCCCAGCAUGUCCUUCUGGGGUUUCUAUGCUCACAUGACUCUCGCUUGUGUGAUUUUUUCUGAGUCAUCAAUUUAAUCAAGUUGGAAGCAUUUCACUGGAGAGAAUUGAUUUCCUUGAGGGCAAUGGAAAAUUCCUAUGAGACAUCUAAUGGUAACGGACCAACUAGUAAUGGCCACGUUAUAAAGCACUCUCCUUACCAGCAAUGUGUUAAGGGCUCUCUACCUUGGCUUGAUUUAAGAGUUUUCUAUGUUAGAAUCAGCAAAUGUGAGAUUGAUGAUUCGACGCCUGAGUGCCUCACACUAAAUCAUCUUCCACUGCAUCCCAACACCCUUCUUGAAGUAAAUGGUGUUAGAACGAGUAUCUAUUCUGAUGGGGCUUCAACACUACUUAGAAGGGAUAGAUUGGAUAAGAGAUCUGAAGAAGUAACAUUUGUGAGCACUGAUAGUAUAAGGAUGACAGGAAGUGUGAAGUUUGAGGUUUUUGAUAAGGAUGUUCUUGUGCUAUCUGGGGUUCUAGAAUUUUGUAACAGCAAUGGGUUUGCUGGGGAUCCUGGAAACCAUGACCAGAGAUGGAGCAUGAACUGUGAAUCAGAAAUGACCUCGGGCACUGGUUUCCUGAAGGCUAAACAAUUUAUGGGUUCAGACUCUGCUUCACCAGCAAUUGAGGUGUAUGUUGCAGGGUCCUUCUCUGGCACUCCAAUCAUUUUAACAAAGACUUUGCAGCUUAGUUCUCGAAAAAAGCAAACAAGGAAGGGGAUGUUGGGUUCCAUACCAGAGUAUGAGGCAUAUGAAUUUGAGAAAGAUGGUCCAUCUGCGCUUCCUUUGCAGAUAUCAGAGUACUCAAAUCACAAACCAGAAAAUGAAGACUACGACCUCCUUUACCGGGGGACUGAAUAUUUGCAUGGUGAAUAUUUAGAAGGUGAAGAUGGGGAACUCUCAUGGUUCAAUGCAGGUGUGAGGGUGGGUGUUGGCAUUGGCCUCAGCAUAUGUGUGGGAAUCGGGUUAGGUGUCGGUUUACUGGUUCAAACCUACCAAGGCACAACCCGAAACUUCAGAAGGCGGCGUCUAUAGCAACAUCCAAUGUUAUCAUCAUCCAAAUGGGAAGCUAACAUAUCGGCGUUUCUGACAGAUUGCAGAUGAUUGAUUAGAAGGUCGAAGUUUUUUGUAAUUAAGUGCGGUUGAGGCAAGACUUUCCAGUUUUUUUCUUGGUUUUGUUAUUCGUGUGGGGGAGCAAGUUUAGUCUUUUUACCUACAAAAAUAAAGCAUAAUUCUAUUUCACAUGUACUACCUUACAGCAGUUAUCUUGCCUGUAUAUCCUGCACAUAUAGUUUUCAUAAAUGUAUAAGUUCAUUGCAUAGUUGUAGAAUCUUGUCAGAUGAAGCUGUUAUGAUUUUGUUUAUAAAUAGCACUAAUUUUAUGUUUUUUGGUAUC
Messenger RNA from Pistacia vera, 1933 nucleotides. RefSeq lists its product as uncharacterized. The record is from RefSeq and is a predicted model, not a curated record. The transcript has 3 exons. Gene Ontology annotation, molecular function: phosphoglycerate dehydrogenase activity. The coding region runs from base 626 to 1573 and encodes 315 amino acids. Lineage: Eukaryota; Viridiplantae; Streptophyta; Magnoliopsida; Sapindales; Anacardiaceae.